Molecule: messenger RNA, 378 nt
Organism: Peronospora matthiolae
Lineage: Eukaryota; Oomycota; Peronosporomycetes; Peronosporales; Peronosporaceae
Source: the annotation of a GenBank genome assembly
AUGGCAGAAGGCACAGACGUACAGCCAUCUCCACCGAAGCGAGCUUCUGAGGUAGAUUCCCAUCCAGACUGUGCAAGCACGGUUCUGACGCUGAUGACAGACACAAUACGGCAGGAACAAAGCCGCGCGAUUGCUACAGUGGAGCGUCAACUAGCACUUCCAGCACAUGCCACGUCGCCUAUGCGCCAAUUACGGAGUGCACCACCGCUGGACCGGAAACGAGGACAUGAGUCUUCUUUCGAGAAAGGAGAGGUGCUGGAGGAUAACACGUCACACCGGGCAGAUAAUAAUAUUGUCAAGCGGGGACGCGCAGAGCCGAUGCCGUUGUUAUGGCUAACAAAUGAUGCGGGCUGGGAACGCAUCGAUCGUGACGACUAA